AUGGUAAAUCUCAUCAUCGCAAUUAUUUCGCUGUACUUUUUUACCUGUGGAAAGGUUGUUUGUGGACAAGAGGACAAGGGGAAUCGGUUUUUGUGUACGGCAAUCCCAAUUGAUAAGGAUGCAAGUUGUCCGGUACCAACAGUGUCUAUUCAAGGUCCAACCGUUCAAGAGGAAGAACUGAGAAACACAGUAAUGCAACUUCGUGAGACGAUUCUACAGCAGAGGGAAACCAUUGUAAAUCAACUUGGCACCAUAAAGGAAUUGACGUUAAAACUUUCGCGAUGCGAAUCUGCCUCCGAUGACUCUGAAUCCUGGAGAAAAAACCCGAAGGAUACCAUGGAUGAUGUUCCUAGAGACCCAAAUGACACUAUUGACAGUCUCGGAAAGACUAUGCAGAGUCUAAAGGACCGACUCGAAAAUUUAGAGCAACAGCAGAUGCGAGCCAAUCUUUCUGGGGCCUCUUUUCCUAACGAGCUUCGGGAUUUGAUGCAGCGCCGGCUUGGGGAUCUGGAGAACCAGCUUCUUAAGAAAGUCAACGAACUGGAGGAGGAGAAGACACAACUGUACAACGAGACAGCAGCUCAUCGCCAACGCACAGAAAGCACCCUCAACUCCCUGAUGAAUCGCAUCUCUGAGCUGGAGAGAGGUAACAACGCACUGAAGUCCCCCGAGGAUUUCAAACUGUCCCUGCCCUUACGCACUAACUACCUUUUCGGACGAGUGAAGAAAAGUUUGCCGGAAAUGUACACUUUCACUGUGUGCAUGUGGCUGAAGUCCAGUGCCAGUGGCAGCCCAGGCAUUGGGACACCUUUCUCCUAUGGGGUACCAGGGCAGGCCAAUGAAAUUGUGUUGAUCGAAUGGGGUAACAAUCCCAUAGAACUCCUUAUUAACGACAAGGUGACACAACUGCCUUUGUCACUCAAUGACGGAAGAUGGCAUCACAUCUGCAUCACAUGGACGACCAGAGAUGGCCUCUGGGAAGCCUACCAGGAUGGACAGAAACUAGGCUCAGGAGAGAAUCUGGCUCCCUGGCAUCCCAUUAAACCCAAUGGUGUCCUCAUACUGGGACAGGAACAGGACAUCAUAGGGGGGCGUUUUGAUGCUACCCAGGCCUUCGUUGGAGAAUUGAGUCACUUCAACAUUUGGGACCGGAUUCUUCGACCUGUUGAUAUCAGUGCAAUGGCUAACUGCUCGUCCUACAUGCCAGGGAAUGUGGUGUCCUGGGUGGACAGCAAUGUGGAAGUGUUUGGAGGUGCUUCAAAAUGGCCUCUUGAGUUAUGUGAAGAUCGGCUCUUCAAUUCUUAA
Molecule: messenger RNA, 1305 nt
Organism: Chanos chanos (milkfish)
Lineage: Eukaryota; Metazoa; Chordata; Actinopteri; Gonorynchiformes; Chanidae
Gene: nptx2b
Product: neuronal pentraxin IIb
Exons: 5
Coding region: 1-1305 (434 amino acids)
Source: RefSeq, a predicted model, not a curated record